AUGUCCAUGAAUUACACAUGUAAUCAAUUCGACAAAGCGUAUCAACCGACGAGAUUGGGAAAUUGGGAAGUUCCGAAAUGGCAUCUCAAUCGUCCGAAGGGUCGUUCAACCGUUACGAAAGUCAUUGCUAACGACAGGGGACAUUUGCUUCCCGGGGUGCAAAAAACCGAUCAGAAACACUGGGCAGGACUCUACUUGGGCACGUAUCAGUUGCCGAAACGCAUCUCUAAAGAAAUCGCUACAGAACUGUCCGGUCCGAAGUGUCAGACGUGGAUGAAACGCUCAUAUCAUCACCCUUUCAUCGACCGUGGCCAACGAAACAAGACCGAGAACGGCGAGAACAAUAACAAACUGGAACUGAUUAAUGUCAAUAAAGAACAACGACAACAGCAUAUAGCCAACGAAGAAGCCGACAGGGAUUCGAUUAAGUCCGUCAAGUCUGCGGUAUCGGACAUGCCGGCGCCAAACGUUUCCAGGAUCGAGACGGUCAGGAAUUGUGCAUCGGCGGACGGCCGAGGACCUUUGAACUCCACUGCAGAUGACGACGACUGCGACAGCGGAGGCGCUAAUAGGACAAGACAACGCGGAGCAGUCAACGGCGGCGGCGGCGCGAAAACACCGUCCAGCCCUGCGCUGAGCCGCAUAAGCGCAAGCUGUGGACACCUGCAGGUCGCGGGCGCGGAAGACGACGACGGCGCGAGGCCGCAGGUGGCCGGUAACGACCAACCGACGGGACGCCGGUACGGGGACGCACAGAGACAUCACGGGCUGCCAGACGCCAUCGAGGACGCUGUGUACCGGUCGCUGCAGACCAAGCGGCAUAAACACCCGGGACUGGGACUGAACGGCUGCUGGCCCAAGUGUUCCGCGGUGGCGUACAAGUCGUUCAACGACCCAGGGCCGACGCAGUGCAGCAAGCUCCGGGUGUACAGGCCAAAGACGUCAUCGUCGUCGUCGCCGCCUCCGUCGUCAGCGGACGGCGGUGACGGUGAGAAAAAAGACCCAGCACGGAGGCGUAACAAAAAUCUGUCGCGGCCCAAAACGUGCGGACCCGCCAUGACGGCCCAACAGUUAACCGACAUCAAGCUGGCCCUGUGCUGGGACCUGGACGCGCCGUUCGACCGGAACCGGCCACCAAGACCGCCCGACGAGCCAGCUGUGUUCCACAAGGUUCGGCAGCAACUGCAAAUGCAACAGCAAAUGCAGCAGCCGUGCGCUGGGGGCCCCGCGGCCGGCAAACCACAAAACUCGUCGGCCGUCAUGGGCUUCGUGCGAACGGCCGGAAACUGUAACGUCGACGGUGACGGUGACGGCGAAGUGGUGCCGGAAGCGAGACGAACUCAGACCCGCGAGUGUCUGAUGAAAAAUCGCAAUCUGUCGGCCGUCAUGGAACUGAUACCGAACAAAGAACGUGAGGACGGCCGUAGACUCGCAGCCGCAGCGACGACGGCGGCGGACGGCGUUGUCACCGCGACCACUGACCGAACUGCUCUCUCGAACAAAUCGUCGUCGUCGUCGUCGUCGUCCGCAUGUCGCGGCAAAAACGGUUCGGACGUCAACGGCCGGAACGACGACGCUUGCAAAUCAGACGACCACGACCAAGCCGAUCACGACGACGACGAUAACGACCACCACCACAAGUCGAACAAGUCUGGUGCGGUGCAGGGUUCCACCGUCGAUUCGCCGUCCCGCGAUCGACGCCGUCAUAGGCCGACACAACACUGCAGCAGCUCCACCGCGGAAAAGGAACCUAAACCCAAGCGGCAUGGCCGACACUCCUACCGGCCUUGUCUGGCUUGCGACGACCCGAACGUGGCCGCGGCCUCCAACUUCAAGAGGGACGACGAGUGCGAGCACUACAAGAUGGCAUUCAAGGCGGGCGUGCCGGUCAGUACGCCGGUCAGGCUGCGGACGGCCGCGGCCGGCAAACCGGCUAAGCACCUCAAAGUGCCCAAACCGAAGACCACCAACUCGGACAAGAAGAAGUACGUUAUCGGCACGCUGCUGCCACCGUUCUCCAUGUGGCCCGGCACCACGGCCCGCGAUUACCCCGAACACUGGAGGCUCACAUCCGUGUACAGGCAAGCGUUCAAGCCGCUUGAGCUGCGCAAACAGCCUCUGCUCCAGACCAUUUAUCUGUGA
Messenger RNA from Macrosiphum euphorbiae (potato aphid), 2142 nucleotides. The record is from the annotation of a GenBank genome assembly. Lineage: Eukaryota; Metazoa; Arthropoda; Insecta; Hemiptera; Aphididae.